AAUGCCAACCUAUUCUCAUUUAUUUUCGUUUGAUCUCACUGAUCUUGGUCAAAUUUGAAUGAACUGAGUUUAUUUAAUGAAUGAAAAAUAUUCAUGAAAAAUCUCAUCGCCAUCGUAUGAAACAACUUAUUAAUUUCUAAUUUAGAAAUUGUCCAAAUAAUUAUGGAAACAAUUGAUGAAACGUUACUGAAUGAUGACAAUGAUGAGGAUUUAGAUUACGAUUUGGACCCCAAGGAAGAAAAUGCCCUUCUUCAAGAAGAAGCAGACUUUUUGGUGCAGGAAUAUGAGGAUGAAGAUGUUUUGGACAUCAAUGUUGACUAUGACCAAAUGGAUGUUUCAGAUGAUAAGUUGGAUUCAGCUUCAUCAGACAAAUCUAAAAGGGAUGGUGAAACCAUUGUAAAUAGAAGAAACGCCCAAAUAUAUAAUAAUGGGAAGUCUGACAAAUUCAAAAAUAAUUAUCGGAUCCAUAAAGGAGGCUCAUUUAACUCUAUUAGAAAUCGUGUUAUGAAACGUUCCAAGACAGUACUACUCAACCCUAGAUUCAAGGGACCCCUAAAUGUAAAUGGCAGACAGUUGGCAUGGGAAACCCCAUCACCAGUUUUGAAUGAAGUGCAAAAAAAUCACCAUUAUAUUCAACCUUGGAUAUCUGGCAAUGUUCCUAAUCAAGCAUUUCAACAGAAUCAUAUUGCUGUCAAUAAUUACAAUCCUCCUCAGUUUGUUCCGAAUAACUCAUAUAUGUAUAUGAAUCAACAACAACCAGUACUACAAUCGCAACCUUUCGCACAACCUCAGGUUUUUAUUAACCCACCUCCUAUGAUGGAUCAAGCAUUAUUUUCAAAUCAAAAUAUGAUGCCCCAACAGCCGACAUUGCAGAUAGGCCAUGGUAUAAACAAUUAUCAAAAUCCCCCAAUGUCUCAAACAGAGCAAAUUCAACAGGUAUCUGAAGCGCAAAAACUUCCGGUUCAUCAAAGAUUGGGUGUUCCCAUGAGUAAUUUCAAUACAUCUAACAAUCAAAUGUGCUACGACAAUAAUCAGCCUUUUCAAAGUCCAAUCCCAUUUGAGAAUCAUCAGUUCAAUCAAUUCAGCCAAACUAUUUUCAAUACAAAUGAACAGUUUGUAGAUAUGAACCAACCUUCCAUGGACAACAAUCAGUUUUUGAAUAAGAAGUUUGAUAACUAUUCAAAUUUCAACAGAAAACAGCAUAGGAAGUUCACAGGAAAUCAAAAUGUUAACAAUAGCGUUGGCAAUAAUAGGGUAGUGUUGCCAAGGAAAGCAGAUGUCUACAAUCAAAAGUUAUUUCUUUCAAAAAAUUCACAACCGAGUGAUCAUUCUCAGAAGUUGAAGGUUGAAAAUAGUUCAAGUUCUAAUAUUUUGGUUGUCCCUGAUGAUGAGGAUGAGGAAACUCGCCAAUAUAGAAUUAAAAUAGAAGAACAGAAAAGAAAACGGGAAGAAGUCCUCCGGAAAAAAGAAGAAAAUAGACUUAAAAAUUUAUCAGAUGUCCCUGAUACCUCCACUCCACCACUUGUACAUAAAGUGGUCAGUCAUCCUGCUCGACCUUUACAUCAAAAAAAAUUUAAUUAUCAGCAUCGAUCACAACAUUAUCCAUUUGUAAAAACGCAAGUUAACACUAACAAUAUUGUGAUAACAGGGAAUGACGACCAGUGCCAUUUCAAUUCACGUCAUAAUAAAAAGAAAGGCAGUUAUAAUAAAGGUGGUAAAAACCUUGCUAUGAGAGUUGUAACUGCCGAACCACUUUUCACUACUAACAUCAAUUCAAAAAUUGAACCUUUUGAUAAAGAAGUCGAUCCCAAUAGCUUGUCGUCCUUCCUUAGCAACCGAACCGUUUCAACACAGGAAAAUUUAAUGCAAACCAAAAUUGUUGUGAUUAAGAAUCUUGCAACUGCAACAACAGAACCAAAGUUAAUGAAAUUGUGUGGGGGUAUUGGAACUGUUCAGGCCAAGGCAGUUUUAUUUUGAAAAAAGUACUUCUACGAAGCUAACAACAUGAAAAUUAUAGAGAAUCUUUUUUUAUUGAUGAAAUUUUAUUGUUUUUAAGAUAUUCAUUGAGUUGAGUGUUUUUUGUACUAUAAUUGGCUAAUUACCAAAAAUGCCAAAUAGAUGUUAUGUAGUUGUUUUUUAUAUAAAUAUAAAAAGACUCGGUUUUCAAUCGGAAAAUAAGUAAUUUCUCGAUUAUUAACGGAGAUUUUAUUUUAUUUGAUAUGCUUUGAAAUCCAUUUUGAUGAAUGGUAAUAAUUUUUUAAGUCCGUUUCUUAUUUAUUUUUGUUGAUUUUGUUAUUUGUUUUCCAAAGAUACAUUUUUGGGUUAUUUUUUAUUUUUUCAUAUUAAAAUGAAGUAGAACACUAUUGGAUAAGUAAAUAAUUCAUUAUAACUGAUAAUUUAAGCCAAAAAUUGUUUUUAUUUUUACAUAAAAGAGAGCGGAAUAGAGAAUGUUAAUCAAAAUGAAAUAUACCUUUAUAUCCACUGUUUACCUUGAAAAAGUUUUAUAUUUUUAUAACAUUUUAUGAUUCGAGGUUUUUGUGUUCUUUUAGUUUUUUAAGAAUGUUGCAGCAUAUGUUUUAUUUAUUUUUAUAUUUUCUAAUAAAUUCGUCCUGAUGACUAUUAAUUUUCAAUAAAAUAUCAAAACAAAUGAGUUUACAAUCAUUUUUGUUUGUGGUUUAUAAGACAAUUAUUAAUGUAUUGCUGGAGAUCAACUUAACUUCAAUAUCACAUUUUUUUGUGUUAAAAAUGAUAAGUUCAUGGUGCAAUUAAUUCAUAAUAAUAUACACUACUUCAAAAUACAGUAAAAGCUGUCUUGGUUAUCACUACUUCUAAUUUAUAUUAUGUAGUAUCUUUUAUGAAUGGAUUUGUUAAAAAUCAUCCAUUUCUGAAUGAAUCAUGGAAAAUUCAUUAAAUAUUUGUGAUUGGAAUGGCUGUGAUAUUCUUAUAAAUUUACUACAAUUUUAAGAAUAGUGUAUAUAUUCUGUUCAAAAGUGAAUGCGGAUUUUUGACGAAUUACAUGGAAUAUUAUUUCAGGGAAAAUGUUAGAUUUAUAUGGUUUCUUUUAAACAGGUUUUGGGGGUGAAUUAUAAGGUGCGUAACUAAGUUAUCGCUGUUUUUUUUUUAUGAAAAUGCAACCUUACUGUGGAAAAGCUACUACUUUUUCCUAUCUUUCUGGAAAUCUCGAAUUCCUUUACGGUAAAAGUGUUCAUCUUAUGAGGCCAUCUACGAAUCAAGUCAUUUUUUUUGUCUUCAUGCAAGUGGAAUUGCUGAGACAGACCAGAUGAGCAUUUCCAUAUAGGUUUUAACGGGUUUAGCCACAUAAGGCCGAGAGUCGUCAUGCUGUAGAAUCACUUUAUCGUGCCUCUGCUUGAAUUGUGGCUUUUUUCGUACAGUGCUAGGCUCAAUCGCAUAAAUAUUCAUUUGGUCGAGUUGAUGACGUAGAAGCAUGACCGGGCAGUCCACAUGACUUUCUUAUCUUUAGGUUGCUGUAAGAGAUUUUA
Messenger RNA from Harmonia axyridis, 3500 nucleotides. Its product is annotated as homeobox protein 4-like. The record is from RefSeq and is a predicted model, not a curated record. The transcript is spliced from 9 exons. The coding region runs from base 163 to 1977 and encodes 604 amino acids. Lineage: Eukaryota; Metazoa; Arthropoda; Insecta; Coleoptera; Coccinellidae. Gene Ontology annotation, molecular function: RNA binding.